GUUCGACUUCCUACUCAGAAACGUACGAGUCAACUCAACCUAGUCAGAUAGUCGAGGAAGAAUAUCAGUAUAUCACCCAAAACAAACAAAAAAACGAAAUCUGAAGAAAAUUUGUGAGAAAAAAUGGGUGAAGAAGAUCAAAAUGAAGCUCAAAAGAUAAAGAAAAUAGCUGCAGCAGCAUACAAUUACGAAAAUGACCCUAGAUGGGCUGAUUAUUGGUCCAACAUCCUUAUCCCUCCUCACAUGGCUUCUCGCUCUGAUGUUGUUGAUCACUUCAAACGCAAAUUUUAUCAGCGUUACAUCGACCCUGGUCUUCAAGUUGAGCCAAUGUCUCUUACCGGAUCCUCUCCAUCAGCUAGGCAAACAUCAUCGACGCCUGCAAGUGACCAGUCAAGACCUCGUAGCUCAGGUAAUAAUACUAGAACUUCUGGAUCUGGAACAUCAACUCCUCCGAGUCCUGGUUCAGCCCCAACUGCAAUGCGCUGGGACAAGCAGACCAUACUAUUUUCUGUGAAUGCCUGGGUGUUUGUGUUGGCUUUACUUUCAACCUUUCCCCUCAUUCCUGCCAAUCUUUCAAACAGGGCUUAUCGCCUAUCUUUACUGGGCACUGCAUGUUCCUCAUUAUAUUCUUUGUACUCACUAUAUGGGACCCCUAGGGCGUGGAAUAUGCAAGCAGUUCAAAUGUGGUUGCAGUCAAUACUUGCAACAAAGGAUUUUAUCUACUUUAUAUACUCCCUCAUGUUCGUCACAUCGAAUCUUUGCCUCAGAUUUGCUUUGAUUCCCAUCCUAUGUCGAUCGCUAGAGCAUGUUGCCAAGUUUCUAAGGCGCAAUUUCAGUAGUUCUUCCUUAUACAGAAAAUACUUGGAAGAGCUUUGUGUCUGGGUGGAAUCUAAUGGUACCACCCUCAGCAUAUUGUCCUCACAUGCUGAAGUUGGACUUGGUUUCCUUCUUAUCAUCUCUUUAUUAUCAUGGCAGCGCAACUUUAUCCAAAUUUUCAUGUAUUGGCAGCUGUUGAAGCUCAUGUAUCACGCCCCUGUUUCUGCUGGUUAUCACCAAAGUGUAUGGACUAAGAUCGGUAGGAGCGCCUAUCCCGCCAUUCACCGCUAUGCCCCCUUCCUUAACACACCCCUUUCUGUCGUUCAAAGAUGGUGGCUCAGGUAAUCGGAUCAUCAAUGAACUUCAUAUCAUGUGGGUACAGAUUUCAACUUCUUCAAGAGGUUCCAUGACAUGCAAGGAUGUAAAUCCAAGGAACCAACUUCGUUAUAUGGUGUGGAGGAUUUUUUUUACUUUCUUUUGGCGGAUCAGUGAUUACUAGUGCUCCUCUUUUUUGGUCGUGAUACCUCGUUAUUCCUACAUGGACUGACUGAUUUUAGAUAAUAAUUCUUGGGAACUUUUUGGUGUACUAGUCUUUGAUUAGUAAGUAAUACAAGUAUAACAUACUGACGUA
Molecule: messenger RNA, 1447 nt
Organism: Beta vulgaris subsp. vulgaris (sugar beet)
Lineage: Eukaryota; Viridiplantae; Streptophyta; Magnoliopsida; Caryophyllales; Amaranthaceae
Exons: 9
Coding region: 124-1161 (345 amino acids)
Biological process (GO): endoplasmic reticulum tubular network organization; membrane organization
Cellular component (GO): membrane; endoplasmic reticulum
Source: RefSeq, a predicted model, not a curated record